Messenger RNA from Tarenaya hassleriana, 491 nucleotides. RefSeq lists its product as uncharacterized. The transcript has 3 exons. The record is from RefSeq and is a predicted model, not a curated record. Lineage: Eukaryota; Viridiplantae; Streptophyta; Magnoliopsida; Brassicales; Cleomaceae. The coding region runs from base 38 to 352 and encodes 104 amino acids.
CCGUAACUUGAUUACACCGUCAGAAGAAUUUGCUGAGAUGAGCAAAGAAAUCAAGCCAGUUCUACAAUCUGAAAUUCCAGAAUGCCCGAGGAAAAGGUACCCGACCCUUCCACCUUUCUUCCAGGAUCUGAACGAUAAACAAGAGAAUAAAAGUUUUAAUAAGAGCAUGGAUCGUGAUAAUAUUGCUAGGAACCUUGGAUUGGACAGUGGUCCCUGUCUUUCAUUCAUCCACCUUCUUCUCUACGAUGUCUUUUUGACAAUAUUGGCCAGAGCUGUUCAAGAAUUUUGGAGGAGAUCAAGAUCGACAUCUUCUCCAUAUGCUCUUAUGUUGCAGAAAAAGCUCGAACGAUGAACAUCGGUGUAGGCAGUGAUGAAGCCACAUCAUCUCCAGCACGUCAUCCAUGUGGCAUAUAUUUUAAUUUUUAAACCACCUCAUCUUCCAACACAUCAUACAUAUGGCAUAUAUUUUUAUUUUUAUUUGUCAUUUAAGA